This is a messenger RNA of Penicillium brasilianum, 6185 nucleotides long. Lineage: Eukaryota; Fungi; Ascomycota; Eurotiomycetes; Eurotiales; Aspergillaceae. The record is from the annotation of a GenBank genome assembly.
CAAGAGCAAGUACUCACACUCUGCUAAGCGCUGCAGCUUCGCGGUCGUUCCAGUAAUGCCCUUCCCAAUAUCCCGCGCUCUCCGCGCAAACUCGGAUCUGCCUGUACUGCUAUCAUGCGGACCAGACGGCGACCCAUUGGCUUGUCGUCUUUGGGCGUCCGUCAGGAGCGCUUGUCGCUGGGUUCCAACUUUCGAGGCGCCGAGUCGUUUUUGGGCGUGGCCAAGGAUGGCGCUGAACUCGCUCGUGCGAUCUUGAAUGGACGGUCCGGUCAUUCUGACAGGGCGGCGUGGAAAAGGCGACCGAGUGAAUCAAAAAGCCGUUGUGUUCGGAGAUUAGAGAAGGCGUGGGUCAGGGUGGACUUGGCCGGUGUUUGGCAACGGGGCUGGUCCAACUGGAUUCUAAUCGAUAAGGGGGAGGCGUAGUAGACGUGUCCGGUUGCAGCGGUAGUGUUGGGAAAAGGAAACUUCCAGGUCUAUUGCGGAAGUCAAGUAAUUAAAAGCCAGGGUAGCCUUCGCAUUUGUUGAAAUUUCAGGAAAGAAACAGCACGACCAUUUGUUCCUUGAUUGCAAGCCACCUAAGUUGAAACACGUCGUGGAUCGCGGCGACUUCGAUGGCUAUCACGUGAGAAAUAUCUGGUGAAUCGUUACGUCAGCAGCACCGCCGCACCCAAAUUUAGAUUGGGCAGACUGUAAAGUAACCCCAGACUAAAAAUCAGGGGAAAACAAUUCCUUGGAACACAGUUUCGGAGCUUCAAGUAUACCAAUACUGCGGCAUUCUUUUUUCUUUCCUUUCAACUGCCGACAUCCAGUCAGUUGUGUUCAUAUUGCCCAAUUCUGGUGCAUACACGUCAUCUUCUGCCGGUCAUUCGCAACGUCGCUCGCGCCACAACCGUUUUCCCUCAAAUACCCGGCGGUCCCCUCCUGCACGAGCUCAGGAAAGCAUCAGGGGUCCGUCGACCUUGUGUUUUAGCGAUCGCAACGCGGAAACUCUGCGAUCUAGCCAGCUAGGCAGCAACUCAUGCGAGAGUCUUAAAGUCCGCUUGACCACACCACCCAUCGCUGUUAUUCUGAUGGCGGAUCAUAAUCCUCCAUGGCACGGUCGAGGGGUCCAGAAUCUUCCUGCCAACGCGAAUAGCCCCCUCUCGCCAGCAAGUACGGGCGGAGCUACCCCCUCCUUUGAACGGAACGUCAAUCGCCAAAAGACCCAGCGCUGGGUGCAGGCAAAGCAGUAUUCAUACGAUGGUGGCGACUGGGGUGACGAUGAUGACGAAGAGGAGGAGGACGAGCGACCAGCGGCGCCUGCGCCUCCCUACGCCACGCACAAGACGGGCAGCACCUCCGAGUUGAGCUCCGGGCGCUUGUCUGGGCUUGGAUAUGGGACUGAUGAGGUCCGCGCAAGUCCUACUGCCGAAACCAAGCCGCUUCCCAGCGCUGGCGAUCAGAAGUCCCUGCCUUUCGUUAGACCUGCCGAUAUCUACAAGCGAAUGCGCGAGGAGCGAACGCCAGUAGGUGAAGCAGCAAGUCUUGGACGUUCAGCAGAGCCUCAGGGCUCUGUUCAGCCCCGUCCUACCCCGACUCAUCCUGCCGUGACUGGUGGCAACGGUACCUUGCCCGUGAAUCCAAGCGCCUCCAAAGAAACAACUCAAAAAGUCCCCUCCAUAGCGCUGCCGGAGCUCAAAAGAAUGUCAGGAUUCGGUGCCGAAUUCCUCGGUACCACUGACCCAAGCUUCCAGCCAAGUGCAAGCUCUGAGUCCGCGGAGGCCUCCCUACAUCACAACCCAUCUCAGGCCUCCCAGGCCUCCCAAGACUCUCAGGGCUUCACAUCGGUCGUCCACCAAGCCUUCGACGUUCCAGAGACUCCCAACUCCACUGACGAUAGUGUGGUGCGGUCAAACAGCGACGGAACCUCUGUCAUUAGUCCAAUUAUCAGUCACCGCACCACUCAGGACGACAAAACGCCCACAAUUCCCGAGGAACCUGCGGAGUCCAGUACCCCCACCAACGCGCCAAAAGAAGGUGGGGACCAGACUUCGUUCUUCAAGCCUGGUCAUCGACGUGAUAUGAGCCUUCCCGAGAGUGACAACAGUCCUUCGAAAAGACCUCUGAUUACGGACAAUCAGGUUCCAUUUGCAGGCCAAGCAGAACUGUCGUCGGUCUCUCCGGGUCAGUCUGGCUCACCGGAUAGACCCGCUGAUGCCCCAGGCGCUCAGAGCGCAUCGAUUCCAUCGACAACGACAGCUGAGACUUUCAUCGCACCUCUCAAAUUUGGCAGCAAUGGCACAAUCGCAUCUGAAGGCUAUCGAGGCGAGAUCCCUACGAUUAUACCUGCUAGCGCUGGCGAUUCGCCGCAGGAUACCGACAACGAUCGGUUACGAGAAGAGAUCAUGCGGUCCUUGAGUCGGGAGAACUCCCAGGAGCCUGAGUCACUGCCACAGCCGAAUCAGGAUGGAUCUAUCCCGCAAACCUAUGAGAAGUAUUGGGAUAAUUCGACCGGCCCCGGUCCCGACGAAGUCCCAAGGGCACUUGUCUCCGAGACUCAUCCUGAUUGGACUAGCACACAUCCUCUGGCUGCUCAGGACCCAUAUGCAGCUACGCAAACGCCCAGCGAGACAGUUCCACCUGCCGACGCUGAUCCGAAGAGGCCUCGACUAGGACGGCGGUUCUCAUGGGAGUCAGCCUCGUCGGACGAAGCGCCAGCGACGCAGGUUCCUGUGGCAGAUGCUGUGGCCCCUUCUUUAGACGCAAAUGCGGAUGCUCGAAAGGCUGGUACCAUCGCUGAUGAUUUUGAGCCCAUGGCAGAGGAUCUGUCAAGAGAACGGCCAGUCACUGCUGGCGAAAUUUCCGAUGAUUCCCAGCGCAUUGAGAAGCCCAGGCUGUCAAUCGUACCUCCAAUCCCCCAGACCAUCUCUCUGCCACAGCAAAUAGCAGGCCCCGAUGGUGGCCAGGUAGCUGAAAGGGAAGUGCCAUUGCCAAUUGUAACAUCGAAGGUCGAAGAAGGAAAAUUGCAAGGGUUCCGCGACAUUCUCAACAAGACAUCGCCCGCGGAGCGAAUUCGAGCAUUUGAUCAAACCCGAGAUCAAUUCGCAACUCUGGACACGGGUAUCAAAGCCUGGCUUGAGUUUACUGUUCAUGCUCAUCCAGAGCAUGCAGAUCUUGUUCACUCGAGCCAGUCCCUCUCGUCUGGAUUCCAACGGACAUCACCCACGACCAGAAAGUUCCCCAAGCUCGCAUCUCUAGGUAACCUUACCUCUAAGGAAGACGGCGCUCCGGCCGGCGCUGGACACGCUAGACGUCCCUCUGGUCAUAUUGGAACCAUUGUAACUCGACAAAACGUCGAGCAGCGUGGCAAGGACCUCCUUCACACGGCUGGCACUUUCAGUGGGAAAGCAGGCGAAGCUGCCAAGGGUUUAUUCGCCAAGGGCAGGAGCAAAUUCCGACCCAGCGGAGACAAGGUUGACCAAUCGACUUCUUCUACUCCUCGCAGAAGUUUGCAAUUGCAGUUCUCUUCCCUAUCCGCGUCUGGUAAUUCGAAUUCCUCGGAUGGUAACUUUUCCCUACGCAACUCUGUCGUCUUUGGGAGCCUUCCGCUCUUCAAGUCGAGUCGGAAUGACAAUAUUUCUGCUGCCCCUGCGACCACUAUGGAUCCUGCCUCGUCUCUAGAGGGCUCUGUCGACGAUGAGUGUGCAGGCAAACGUCUCAAAUCCAAUGGAUCGGUGGACUUGAUGCGGUCUGUAGACAAAGUCGACAGAAAUUUGCCCAGUCAAACUACCAAGACCUCUGGAUUCGACCGCGAUAGAAGUGGAGGCCUCCCCAGACAGGCGGAGUUCUCAUUCGAUUUCGAACAGGAAAUGAAUGCAGCGCUAGGGUUGUCACCCGCCGAGCCGCGUCCUCAACAGGCUUCGACAUUUGAGCCGCGUUUGAGCCCAAGUGCAACCGUUGCUACCCACUCCGAUAGUCCCCAGCGCCAACCCGAAGACGUUUUGAAGAAGAAUACCAGCCGUUCCGCGACCUGGGACCCAACCGGCGGAGAGCCGAACGAGAAGAGCUUACCAGACCUUCCUAGCCAGUCAUCUACGCUUUCCCCCGUGUCGAAUAUGGGAGAUGCAUCACUGCCGGGUAUUCCAGCUUCCGAGGCCACCGUUCCUUUAACCCGACCGGUGGCAGAAGAGGAGGGCAACCGUAUUUCCUCACCAAAAAGACGCUUGUCGAUCGGCCACUCGUCCCAGGAUGUGCCUGUGAAAGAUAUUCUACCAGAUGUUCCGCCCAGGGAUGUUUCCAAUACAAACGAAGAUGCACCAAGCCUUCCUCCGAAGGACUUGUCCCCCAGGGACGAUCCUCUCAAGGGUCUUUUGUCUCUGGAGUCUGGAUUUACUCCACGACAACCUUCCGUCUCUACACUCGGAAUCGAUGAGCACCAAGUCAGCCAUUCCCCUGAGGAAGAAGUUGAGGCACCUCCUUCGCCAUUGCAACAACCGAUAAACCCGAUGACCGAGGCCGGGGAUGAUGAGUCGGAAAGGCAUGUGUCCAACCAAGUAGACUCUAGAGCUCGGACAUCUGUUUUCACUCUGCCAUCGCUCGACGAUGUUGCGUCAGGCUUUGGCUCUGCUUACCCAUCACGGCCCCCCAGCUCUGCAGAAAUCUUGGAAUCAAAGCGCAGGUCAAUCAGCGGCCUCCCUCCAACCACUCCAGGUGUACAGAGCCCGCUUCGGAAUGAAGUGAGAUACUCGCCAGGCACUCGAAGCAGCAUGUUGAGCUUUGGUAGCUUUGGUCGACAGAGCAAUAAUAGCAAGGGCACGCGACCAAAUACCCCAGCCAACGAAAUGUCGCAACAGGCUGUAUCUGGUGAUUCUAAGAUGGACAAGUUGAAGAAUUUUGGAAGACGGCGUCGUGCGUCGGUGGGCAAUGCCCUCUCUGGAUUCCAAGAGGGAGUCUCGAAAGAAUUCCAGAGCCUUCAAGCACGAAGCGCUCAGACUGAACCGCAGCAGAAGGACGGUGGCCAGAAGAAACGGCCUUUUAGCAGGAUCAGCGGAUUCUUUGGUCGCCAACAAGAUCCUCAGUCUGCACAGAGCAAGACCCUCGACAUUAGUCAUGGUGGACCGACUCCGGCGAAAGCCCAGCCACCAGCUCCUAUGGUCUCCCAAGCUCAAGAUUCACUCAGACACAAUGGCCACUCUACCCUCGACCCAGUCGGCAAGGACCUCCCACCUCGACCAGUCUCUCGGUCUUCAUCCUCCUCUGUCGAAUCACCCUCCCAACGACGCGAUCCUCGUCAGCGGGCAAGCAUGCCCAUUCCGCCCGUCGUCGCGACUACUUCUAUGUUGACUGGACGGUUUUAUUCAUCGCCGCAGUCUGGAGAACCUUCUGCACCUUCCCAUCAUACUCGCACGAAGAGUCAACCGAUGCUGUCCCCACCACUAUUAUCGCCCAUUGGGGGAUCUGAUUCUGGAAACAGCGGUCAGUCCCCUCCACUAUCCGAUGUGAACCAGGUAGAAGAAUCAACUUCACCACAAGAACACCAUCAUGAAGACGUUCAGCCACCCGUACCACCCAAGUCCAUCGAGGUUCAGCCCAAGCUCGAGCCAAGUCCCGGCCUAUCGAACGACGUCUCCAGUCUCUCCAUCGUGCCGACGCAUCCGCACCGUAGUGAUGCGCGAAUGGUCAAUGACACCCCCGAGCCCGUCGAGCUCGCAGUCACGCAUGAUGACUCUAGUGAGGAGAUCAUCAUGUCUCCCACAUCUUACCCAGGACAAGAAUGGACGCCGACAAAUUAUUACUAACCCAAAAAAGUGAUGCCUGCCGUUUGUCAAGCGAUCAUACGAUACCCAUUUUGAUUUCUGGCUGUCUUUACUGAUACCUCUGUUGUGGUCAUCUCGGCCUGUCGUUUGAUACCUACUCUGUUUUCAGUCUAGGGUUUUCUCGAUUGUAGUUGCAUCUGCCGCAAAUAGCGAGUCUUUGAGCACAAGGCUCAGUGUGUAUUAUCACUCGUUUGAUGUACCUAUCCUGUAACAUAAAGCUCACAUUUGUUGAAUCUGCCCCAGUGCUCGUAUUCAAGCUGGCAUUGUACCCCCAUAUUCUUCUAACGACAUAAGAACUUCCAACAUGGACAGAUCUUUUAGUUCAUAACGGCGUUCCUCAAGCGACCUAUCUGUCCAUCAUACCAGAAACUUUGUAGGUUCCUUCACGCG